GACAAUUGAUGACGUCACCUGCUUCAUUUAAAAUGAAACAAGUUUACCAAGUUAUAUUAACACGUUCAUGUUGGAUAUUUCAAUGUAUCAUUGAAAUAACAUCAGAUUUGUGUUGAGCAACCUCCGCCAAGGCGACUUUCCCCGCGAGUAUCAACAUUAUUAUGUGAAUAUUUCAUCAAAAAGGAGAUGAACUUUCCGUUUCGCGGCAAACUUUCCCGUUCUCCCGGGUUUGCCUGAAGGCACCGCGCAUGCGCGCUGGCGCCCGCGCUGUCAGCGAGACUUUUUUUUUUCUUUUUUUUUUUUUUCUUGCGGUUUUGGAAGCUGUCAGCGGUGACGUCAAUCAGGCAGUUCUGACCAAUUAGAGGCCAGCCUGAUUGUAGGGGGGGGGGGGCAACGCGCGCUAUUCUCCCCGCGUGUGCGUCCCGCUGCUUCCCGCAACUUUUAUCAACUUUUUUUUUUUUUUUUUCCUCCCGAACGCGCGCGCGCCGCGAUUAAAACGUAUUCGUCACCGCCGCCGUCGCCGUCGUCGUCGUCGUCGUCGUCGUCGUCGUUGGGCCCCGCUGCUGCCGCGCGCGCGUAAUGAGCGCGGCGGACGCGCCGCGAUGGACGUGCGCGGGGAACGCGGCGCUGAGAUUAGCGUGGCCGGCGGGGGCUCCGCGCCGCCGCCAUCAUCACCACCCGGCCCCUUGGAGCGUGACAGGCGUCCCGGGGUUCGGCAGCCAUCCGCGCUCAAUGGCUGACGCGCACCCUGGGGAGAUGAGUGCGGAACCCCGCCUGGGGCCGAGUCCAUUCGGGCCAGAACACAUGGGGCACUCGGCGGCCCUCAAAAUCCGCCCAGCCCACCAUUACCCUCCUCCUCAGCCGCGGCGGCAGCACAUGGCAGGCCACAGUCCGACGUUCGGCGCCUACUCCAUGACGCAGGCUCUGGCGGCGGCGGGUCGGAGCCACCCAACCCCGCUCGGCCACGGCGUGUUCGUGUCGGCGACGGGUGGGUACACGCCCGCGCACUACCACCACGCGGACUUCCACCACGACCCGGCGCCGGACGCGCAAAUACGCCUGGGACUACCGGCGGACGCGUACGCGCCGGCGGACCCCUUCUCCGCGCCGCCGCUGCACAACUACGCGGGACUCAACCUCAACCUGGGCGCGCAGACCACCAACGCCACCGGCGCUUUCUUCCGGUACAUGCGGCAGCCCAUCAAGCGGGAGCUCAUCUGCAAGUGGACCGGCGGCGGCGGUGGUAGCCGCCUCUGCUCCAAGACCUACGGGACCAUGCACGAGCUGGUCACGCACGUCACCGUGGAGCACGUGGGCGGACCGGAGCACGCCGACCACGUCUGCCGGUGGGAGGACUGUCCCCGGGAGGGCAAGCCCUUCAAGGCCAAGUACAAGCUCGUCAACCACAUCCGCGUCCACACCGGGGAGAAACCCUUCCCCUGUCCCUUCCCGGGCUGCGGGAAAGUCUUCGCGCGCUCGGAAAACCUGAAAAUCCACAAAAGGACGCACACCGGAGAGAAGCCGUUCCGGUGCGAGUUCACCGGAUGCGAGCGUCGCUUCGCCAACAGCAGCGACCGGAAGAAGCACAGUCACGUGCACACCAGCGACAAGCCGUACACGUGCAAAGUGCGCGGCUGCGACAAGUCGUACACGCACCCGUCGUCCCUGCGCAAGCACAUGAAGGCGCACUGCAAGUCCCCGCCGCCCAGCUCCGGGUACGAGUCCUCCACGCCCUCCCUGCUCUCGCCCUCCUCAGACCCGGGCCGGGAGGCGGCGGCGGCGGCGGCGGCGGCGGCCUCCUCCGCGGCCUCCUCGGGGCCCGCCAACCUGAGCGAGUGGUACGUGUGUCACAGCUCCGGGGCCAGCGGGGGCCACAGCGGAGGCUCCACGCCGGAGGGGCCCCACUACCGGAGUCAGGACGCCUUUUAGACUUUGGACCUGCUGCCUGAAAACAAACAUUUGUGUCGUGAUUGUCUUUUUUUUUUUUUUGUAAAUACUCUUAACUUAUUUUUCCAGCUGGUUUUGUAUCCAACGGACCAAAGUUGUACAU
Molecule: messenger RNA, 2050 nt
Organism: Nerophis lumbriciformis (worm pipefish)
Lineage: Eukaryota; Metazoa; Chordata; Actinopteri; Syngnathiformes; Syngnathidae
Gene: zic4
Product: zic family member 4
Biological process (GO): regulation of transcription by RNA polymerase II
Cellular component (GO): nucleus
Molecular function (GO): RNA polymerase II cis-regulatory region sequence-specific DNA binding; DNA-binding transcription factor activity, RNA polymerase II-specific
Source: RefSeq, a predicted model, not a curated record